Meloidogyne enterolobii is the source of this 458-nucleotide messenger RNA. Lineage: Eukaryota; Metazoa; Nematoda; Chromadorea; Rhabditida; Meloidogynidae. The record is from the annotation of a GenBank genome assembly.
UUUUCUGGAUGUACAGCGAUGGAUUGAUGAGGAAGAAAAGGUGGAGGAGACAAUUUUACUCUCCCUCCUCCCCUUCCUCCUCUUCAUCCUUCCCAACAUUUAUUUCUUCAUUUAAUCAACAACAACAAUCACCAAAAUAUUUUUCUAAUCAUUUUUUGUUAUUUUUUGGCAUUUUCACUCUUUUAUUAAUUAUUCAACCAGUUAAUGCUGGCACUAAUUGUACAGAAGCAGAUUCAACAAGAAAUUGUGUUGAUGGAAUGCUUGUACCUAUAUGGAAACCUUUUUUAGAUUUGGGGACUGAAGAUAGAUUUUUGAGAGGAAUAAUAUAUUUUUUUGUUAUUGCAUAUUUGUUUUUGGGUGUUUCUAUUGUUGCUGAUAGGUUUAUGUCGAGUAUUGAAGUUUGUAUUUUUUAUAGUUUAUUUAAUGUUUUUCCGGAAAACACAUUUGAGAAUAUUUAA